CAGCUGUUCGACCUUCUUGGUGAAUGGCAAACUCACGGUUUCCUUAACUUCUACCAAAAAUUCAAUAGAAACUAGUUAAAUAACACGAGAUGGCCCAAAAGAUUAUCAAGUACAUCGGCCGGACCACGGACUUCCGCGGCAACACCUUGUGGGAGCUGGUUUCGGAUCUGCCCAACUGGGGAGUCGGUCGCCUGCUCAUACGUAACAUGUUCCAGCGAUACCCGGAGCCCUGCUACAUGCGGAUUUUGAAGGUGCAAUCCGUGGACGAACAGCCCGGCGAAAUCCGCAAGGUCCGGGUCACCGUGGAGAAGACCUGGCGGGGAGUAACCCAGCCCAAGCCCGUCGAGAUCUACAGCACCAGCUACAAGGCGGACUACGAACUGGUGCCCCAGGGUGAGGAGGGCAAGUACCUGAACAACAACAAGAAGUUGGAACCAGUGGUGCUGCCCACCAAACUUGAUCUGCCACCUCUGCUUCGCGAGCUGGUAUCGGAGGAGACGGGGAAUCCCAAUCCCCAGAUGAAGGUGCAUCACAAAGUAACCCACAACAAACUGUCCAGAUUAGCCAAGGAUGGUGAGAAACCCUCUAUUAACUUCGAGUUAGGUGUCGGACAGCCCAAACCCGUAAGCGCCAAACUUUACGAGGGAUUAUUAUAAACCUGGGACAUUGUUAAAAUAUUAAAUACAUAUAUUAUACACUUAAACUUAA
Molecule: messenger RNA, 708 nt
Organism: Drosophila rhopaloa
Lineage: Eukaryota; Metazoa; Arthropoda; Insecta; Diptera; Drosophilidae
Gene: mRpS34
Exons: 1
Coding region: 90-656 (188 amino acids)
Biological process (GO): mitochondrial translation
Cellular component (GO): mitochondrial small ribosomal subunit; mitochondrion
Molecular function (GO): structural constituent of ribosome
Source: RefSeq, a predicted model, not a curated record